UGUGGUUAUGAAUUAUUCAGAAAUAGAGUCUAAGGUUCGAGAAGCAACCAAUGAUGAUCCAUGGGGACCUUCAGGACAGCUCAUGGGAGAGAUUGCCAAGGCUACGUUUAUGUAUGAACAGUUUCCAGAACUUAUGAACAUGCUUUGGACUCGAAUGCUGAAAGACAACAAAAAGAACUGGAGGAGAGUUUAUAAGUCUUUGCUGCUCCUAGCUUACCUCAUAAGGAAUGGAUCAGAGCGUGUUGUUACAAGUGCCAGAGAACACAUUUAUGAUUUGCGAUCCCUGGAAAAUUACCACUUUGUAGAUGAAAAUGGCAAAGACCAAGGUAUAAACAUACGCCAGAAGGUAAAAGAAAUGGUUGAAUUUGCUCAAGAUGAUGAUCGACUUCGGGAAGAGAGGAAGAAAGCAAAGAAGAACAAAGACAAAUACAUUGGGGUUUCUUCGGACAGUGUUGGAGGGUUCAGAUACAGUGAAAGAUAUGAUCCUGAGCCCAAGUCAAAAUGGGAUGAAGAAUGGGAUAAAAAACCAGCUUUUCCAUUCAGCGACAAGUUAGGUGAGCUAAGUGACAAAAUUGGAAGCACAAUUGAUGAUACUAUCAGCAAGUUCCGAAGGAAAGAUAGAGAAGACUCUCCAGAAAGGUGCAGUGACAGUGAUGAGGAAAAAUCAAGAAGAGGUAAAUCUCCCAAAGCUGAAUUUAAAGAUGAAGAGGAGACUGUGACAACAAAACACAUUCACAUUACACAAGCUACAGAAACUACCACCACCAGACACAAACGCACAGCAAAUCCUUCAAAAACCAUUGACUUGGGAGCAGCAGCACAUUAUACAGGGGAUAAAGCAAGUCCAGAACAGAAUGUUGCUGCUCAUACUGCACAGCCGACAGCAAAGGCCUCUGUACCCUCUGGCAGCAAGUCGUCUAAUGCCCUGGUUGAUCUGUUGUUGGAGGGAGCUAGCCAGCCAGUCUCAACAGGUGGAUCAGCUGACCCAUUUGGAGGAUUUGCUGAUUUUAGUUCAGCUGCUGCUUCAGCAAGUUUCCCAUCAUCGCAAGGUACAGCAACAAGUGGAAAUGGAGACUUUGGUGACUGGAGUGCCUUCAACCAAGCUUCUCCUUGUCCCAGUGCUUCAUCUGGAGAGCUCUUCAGCAGCACAGCACAGCAGCCAGCUAUAGAGCUCUUCAGUAGCUCACAGUCAGCUUCUGGCCAGCCUUCGACUGCUUCAAAUUCUACUGAUCUUUUUGAUUUGAUGGGCCCCUCUCAGACAACCAUGACCUCUUCACAAAGUAUGAAUUUCUCUAUGAUGAGCUCCAGUGCUGUGGGCAUCAGUUUACCCAUGUCAAGGUCACAGCCUCUGCAAAGCUUGAACACUAUGAUGCCGAAGCCUAACCCUCUUUAUAAUGCAAGCACAGAGAUGGUCCAGAAGAAUGCAAGCAAAACUCUACCCUCAACUUGGUCAGAUCCCAGCGUAAAUAUCAGUUUGGACAAUUUAGUACCUGGGAUGCAGCCUUCCAAACCCCAGCAGCCAUCACUUAAUACCAUGAUGCAGCAACAAAAUAUGCAACAACCUAUGAAUGUCAUGACUCAAAACUUUGCAGCCGUGAACCUCAGUCCUCAGCCUAAUGUGAUGCCUGUUCGACCCCAGACAAGCCCAUUGAUGGGUGGGCCCAUUCCUGUGGGGAUGGGAAUGCCCAGUGUGAUGUCAGGUACGAUGGGAAUGACCUCCGUGGGAUCUAUGCCUAUGAUGAACCAGGGAAUGAUGGGAAUAAACAUGAACAUGGGAGUGCCAGCUACAGGAAUGGGUUUGACAGGCACAAUAGGAAUGGGGGUACCCAAUAUCGCUAUGACCUGUCUGACUCCUGGGACUGUACAACCCAAGCAAGAUGCCUUUGCAAAUUUUGCCAAUUUUAGCAAAUAAAGAUUGUAAAAUAAAUAAAAUGAAAUAAAAAUAAAAUAGAUGGGC
Aptenodytes forsteri (emperor penguin) is the source of this 1957-nucleotide messenger RNA. It is a transcript of the gene CLINT1, whose product is annotated as clathrin interactor 1. Lineage: Eukaryota; Metazoa; Chordata; Aves; Sphenisciformes; Spheniscidae. The record is from RefSeq and is a predicted model, not a curated record. Bases 8 to 1912 code for a protein of 634 amino acids. Gene Ontology annotation, cellular component: endosome; plasma membrane; clathrin vesicle coat. Gene Ontology annotation, biological process: endocytosis. Gene Ontology annotation, molecular function: phospholipid binding; clathrin binding. The transcript has 11 exons.